This is a messenger RNA of Aegilops tauschii subsp. strangulata, 1920 nucleotides long. The record is from RefSeq and is a predicted model, not a curated record. NCBI's taxonomy places the organism in Eukaryota, Viridiplantae, Streptophyta, Magnoliopsida, Poales, Poaceae.
AUGCACUCCAAGGCGGUACCUUCAAGAAGGGAACGACACCGGCGCGCCGCCACCGCCCGAUCCAAGGAUCAGAGUUUCCCCCGGAGCCACAUGACGGGGAAUGAUAGCCGCGACGACGCCUUCAAGAAGGGAACGAUCUUCGCCGCCGCCGGUCCGUCCGAAGAUAGAACAUGUUUUCACCUCGGCCAACACUCACCACCACCGAACGCCACACCCCGGCAACCAUGCCGCCCACACGGCCAUGGAGACCGGGCAGCACCAAGGCACGGGCUCUGCCCACGAGCACCGCACUACCACUACCAGGGCCGCCGCCCCAGCAUCCAAGACCUUGACACAACCUCACCCGAGACCCGUGGCACCCCAACGAAAGAGACGAGCGAAAAGUCCUGCUGCACCGUGCGCGAGACAAGCUCGGUCCUGCUGCAUCGGGCGCGGGACGAGCUCGGUCCUGCAGCACCGGGGCGCGAGACGAGCGGUGGACCGCAGCUGGGAGAGGACCAGCCCAUUGAUGGGAGUAACGCCCGGGCGACGAGGAGAUGGGGUGAAGGCCGAAACGGCCCGACUGCAGACGAGCCGACGCCGGAGAAGCCGGCCGCUGCCGCGAACAGAUCCGUCGAGCUACCGUGGAGCGGCCACGACACCGGGAGGCCAUCACCGAGACCUUCCCACGCCGCCGCCCACGGCCGGAGCAGCGGCCACGCCCGGCCGCUGUCCAACCCGCGCCGCCUGCCGGAACACUCGCAUCAGAUCCGGCCGGCACGCCCCCACCUCCACCAGCACCAGCCCGCCUCCGACCCCGACCGAGAGGAGAAGGAGGCCGAGCCAUGGCCCGAAGAGAAGGGGUCCACCGGGACCCGCCCGCUGCAGCCCGUGGUCGGAUCUGGACCACUGCCGCCACCAGGCGUGCCGCCCCCGGAGCCCCGCCCGCCGCCAGGCAACAGCAGCAGGCGGCUCCUCAGCCUCGCCGGAGCAGCAGCCCGCCAAGGCAGAGCGCCCUCCGGCCCACGCUGCCGCAGCCCGAGCCGGCCGCCAAGGGGAUCUGGACCGACAGGAGCCGACCCCGCCAUCUCCGCCUUGCCAGCCGCCCAUCCAUCCGCGCAGCCGCCGCCGCUGCUCCACCGGCAGGCCGCGCCACACCAGCACGGCCGCCCGGGUCGCCGCCGCGCCGCCCCGCGCGAGCGACGCACCCCUGCCAAGCUGUCGCGUCUGCGCCGCGAGCAACAGGGGAGGGGGCUAGAAGGCCCCGCCGUAGCCGACGCCGACCGGGCUUUGCCCGGCGGCGCCCUCCGGCGGCGGCGAGGAGGAGAGGAGCCGCCGCUCCACCCUCACCGUCGACGACCCACGCCGCCACCCACCCCACCGCCGCCCUCACUCUCCCCUCGCCCCCCUCGUCCUCGACCAACCUCGCCGCCCGCCCGUCCUACACCCCGGAGGCGGCCUUCACCCCGCGACCCAGAGGGGUACGAGAAGAGCGAUGUCCUCGUCCUCCUCAGCCGGCGGCGAGGUGAGACGGCCAAGGAGCUCGGCGACCUCGCGCUCUUCCUCGCCCCGCUCCGCCAUUCGGCCUAUGGCUGCUCGCGGUCGACCUGCACAACCUCCUCUCUCUCCAGCCCAUCGUCUGUUGCUCCCACGCCAUUGAGCUCACCACCACCGACGGUGAUCUGCUUCUUCCUGUCCAUGGAGGUGUGCAUCUUCCAUUCAAGGCAACAUGGUGACUCUAGUGCCGACAAGAUGCUCAUCGAGGUGCCCAAGUACUGCUAUUGCUAUUGUUGCUUUCAGUAUGGUUGCUGUUGUUGCUUCUCAGUAUGGCUGCUGCUGUUGCUUCUCAAUAAUGCUGCUGCUGUUGCUUCUCACUACUGCAGCUAUUUCCCUACUGCUGCUGCUGCUCCUGUCAAAACUGUUGCUGUUAUUGCUUCUUAG